Messenger RNA from Talpa occidentalis (Iberian mole), 11750 nucleotides. It is a transcript of the gene GOLGB1, whose product is annotated as golgin B1. The transcript has 22 exons. NCBI's taxonomy places the organism in Eukaryota, Metazoa, Chordata, Mammalia, Eulipotyphla, Talpidae. Bases 910 to 10554 code for a protein of 3214 amino acids. The record is from RefSeq and is a predicted model, not a curated record. Gene Ontology annotation, cellular component: cis-Golgi network; membrane; endoplasmic reticulum-Golgi intermediate compartment.
GAACCUGGAGAGAGUUCUGGAGGUCAAAGAACAUGAUUUUGGUGUUGUGGAGGAUGUUUGUUCUGUAGAACGGGAGUGGCGUGCAGGAUUGUGAAGGGGAGAGUUAGCUCCUUGACAAAUAAGAAAUAUAUUUGGCUGACUUAUUUAAAGAGUGCCAGUUGGUCUAUAGGGAGAGGGCAAUGUAAGAGUAGGACAAAUAAUUAAAAUCACUGGAUAAAUACGUUGGCUUUUGCGGAGACACUUGGAAACUUUUUGAGUCGUUAAAGAGUUACAGUUAUGCUGGAUGGCACCGAGGAAUUCCCUACAGAAAGACUAGGCCUUUCCAAAAGCAAGUGAAUUAGAUUUGCAUGGUCAGAAUGAUUGCGAGUAGUCAAAACCACAAAAUAUUCUUUUAAAAAAUGGCAGGAUUCGGAUUCGGUCACAUAACCCCAAAUGUCCCCUCCCCUCAGCCAGCCACCGCCUCCCGCCCCACCCAGCGUAGCACUGAUCCAUCAUAAUGGAAUUACAAGGUGAACAUUAUUGUCUUAACUACCAGGCCACACAGUAUCACUUUGCCAGAAACUGUUCAUAUAGGAAAGAGUUGAAGAGAACUCAGAAAAUACAAACAUUGUACACUGACUGAUGCACAGCUUUUACUUUUCAUCUUUCGAUCUGGAAUGACCAUUUAAUGUUUUACUCUUUGUGGCAGUAAACUUGGUUUCCAAACAUUUCCAAACAUUGUUAAUCGCACACCCUACCAGUAACACACAUUCGAGCCUGCACGGUCCAAAUAUUGUAUACUUAAUUAUGGGUAAUGUGUGAAUAGCACUAUAAAUAUCGAGUAUACAAAAAUAUAUUUAAAAGGAUAAAAAAAAUUUCUCAACGGGACAUUCCCAAACUAUUUUGAAGACCAGCUAAAGUCAUAAAGAUAUGUUGAGUCGAUUGUCAGGAUUGGCACAUGUUGUUUUGCACGAAAUAUCAGGAGACUACACUGAUCAGAAUGAGAGGCUGGUAGAUGCUGAAAAUUCCCAAACACCGGAUAUGGAAAUUAGUGAUACAACACAAGAUGAUGUUCUGAAGCGCCUGGCUGAUGCAGAACGCUUAGUAGCAGAACAGAAAGUAAUCAUUAGACAGAAGGAAAUUCAACUACAAGAAAAGGAUGAACUUCUACAGGAAGAAAGAAAAAUUUCUGAUAAAAAGAUCAAAAAAUUGAAACUCCAUGCGAAGGCCAAAUUAACCUCUUUGAAUAAACAUAUAGAAGAAAUGCAGGCUCAAGCAGGGACUGUUCUGCCAACACAAUCUCAUUCAGAAGAGCCAUUUUUCAAGGAUGAGAAGAGUUCUGCAGAGGAAAUAAUGGAAUUGGAUAAGAUAAAAUGUAAACUCAAGGAGAAGGAAGAACUAAUUAGCAGUUUGAAAGACCAGCUAACCCAAGCACAGGCAGAACAAACUACACUGUUUGAUAACAGUUCUACAGACACGGAAGAAUUUGUAAUGAUGAAACAACAGCUCCAAGACAAAGAAGAUAUUAUCAGUACCUUGCAAGCCCAGCUUAGCCAGACACAGGCAGAGCAGGCUGCUCAGUUGAGUUCCAUGCAGCAGGUGGUCCGAGAAAAAGAUGCCCGCUUUGAAACACAGGUUCGUCUUCAUGAAGAUGAGCUUCUUCAGUUAGUAACCCAGGCAGAUGUGGAAACAGAGAUGCAACAGAAAUUGCGGGUGCUGCAGAGGAAACUUGAAGAACAUGAAGAAGCCUUGUUGGGCCGUGCUCAGGUUGUUGAUUUGCUGCAGCAAGAGCUGAGUGCAGCUGAGCAGAAAAACCAGAGUCUAUCUCAGCAGUUACAGCAGAUGGAAGCUGAGCAUACUACUUUAAGGAACAUUGUAGAAACAGAAAAGCAGGAGUCUAAACUUCUGAUAGAAAAGAUGGAACUUGAGGUGGCAGAGAGAAAAUUAUCUUCUCAUAACCUGCAGGAAGAAAUACAUCAGCUUCUAGAACAACUGGAGAAAGCAGGUCAAGUCCAGGCUGAACUACAGUCCAGAAACAAUGCUUUGGAACAGAAGCACAAUGCAGAAAUGGAAGAAAAAAACUCUCAUAUUUUGAAUCUUCAAAAGAAUGAACAAGAACUGCACUCUAUCUGUGAUGCGCUGAAAGAAGAAAAUUUAAAGCUUCUCCAAGAUAAGAGUGAACAGGCAGUUCAUUCAGCCCAAACCAUUCAACAGUUGGAAAAUCAACUCCAGCAACAAUCCAAAGAAAUGAGUGAAUUUCUGAAUAAACCAAAACAUGAAAUAGCAUCUCAGACGACUUCUCCAGAUGUUUAUAAUGAGGGCACAGAGGCCAACAUGGAGGAGAACGUUGACUUACUACAGAAGAGAGUAGUAGAAUUAGAGAAUGAAAAUAAAGCCUUGCUUCUUAGUUCUACAGAGCUUCAGGAGCUAAAAGCUGAGAACGAAAAACUAUCUUCUCGGAUUACUCUCCUGGAGGCUCAGAAUAAACUUAGUGAGAGAGAUACAGAGGUCAAUGAGAUCAGUUUGGAUGAUACUAGCAGACUCAAUAAGAGCAAUCUUCCUACUGAGGAAAGUGGACAAGAUGUUCUUGAGAACGCAUUUUCUCAAAAGCAUAAAGAACUAUCUGUUUUAUUGUUGGAAAUGAAAGAAGCUCAAGAGGAGAUUGCGUAUCUGAAGUUGCAGCUUCAAACAAAGAAAGCUUCAGGGGACCCUGAAGUCAAUGACCAGAAAGAAAUAAAAGAGACAGAGGCUGAAGAAAUACCCCCAGUCAAAAUGAAAAUAUUGCUUGAAAAUACAGCACAACAUUUCCCCCAAGUGCUAAAUGAAGAAAGCAGUCUUCCAACAAGUGAGGAAGUGCAAGAGAGCAUGACCCAUCAAAAUGGAGCAUCUGAGGAUACAGCUCUAAAUGAUUCUGCAAUAGAAUUGAAAUUAGCAAAGCAGAAUGAUGCCGAGAAAGUCCCACCUCAAGUACCAGGCAUUUUUCAGGAUGAAUUGGAAAGGCUAAAAAGUCAAAUUUUGGAGCUUGAAACAAACCAUAGCAAAGCAGAAGAAAUCUAUGAGAAAAAUUUAGAUGAGAAAGUGAAAGAAAUAAGUCACUUAACUCAGCUGAUUGAAGAGUUUAAGAAAAAUGCUGAAAACACCAGAAAUGAAUUCACUAUUUUGUCUGAAGAAAGAGACCAGCUUCUUUCUCAGGUGAAGGAACUUGGCAUGAUAACGAAACUAAGAACCCAGAUACAACAGCUAGAAGUGAACCUGGCCGAAGUAGAAAAACAAAAAAGUGUUGACUGUGACAAACAUGCUACUCAAUACAACUUGCUAACUGAACAGAUCCACAGCCUCAACAUAGAACACAAAUCUAAGGAUGUGAAAAUUGAAAUUUUACAGAAUGAACUGGAUGAUGUGCAGCGUCAUUUCUCUGAACAGGCUACCUUGGUAAAAAGCCUGCAAAAUGAGCUGCAAAAGAAGGAAAGUGAAGUGCUUGAGGGAGCAGAACGUGAGAGUGAUCUCUCAAAUAAGGUGGAAGAACUUUUACAGGAUGUGUCACAUAAGGAACUUCAAAUAAGCAAAAUAGAGCAACUUUUAUUAGAGAAAAAUAGAGAUGUAGAAACCCUCCAACAAGCUAUUGAAGAGAAGGAUCAGCAAGUCACAGAAAUUAGCUUUAGUAUGACUGAGAAAAUGGUACAACUUAAUGAAGAAAAGUUCUCUCUUGGAGUGGAAAUUAAAACUCUUAAAGAACAGCUGAAUUUAUUAUCCAGAGCUGAAGAAGCAAAAAAAGAGCAGGUAGAAGAAAAUAAAGAAAUUAUUUCGGGUGAAUUGAGCCCAGCUGGGCUAGUAAGUAAAGAAGAACUUCAGCAUGAAUUAGACCUUGUAAAAAAAGAAAGUGAGCUGCGAAAAAGAAAGCUCCAGGCAGCUCUUCUUAACAGAAAAGAACUUCUGCAGAGAGUUAGUAGAUUAGAAGAGGAAUUGGCUAAAGUGAAAGAUGAAUAUAGGAGUGAGAAUGAGAACAGCAAAAUGGAUGGAGAUAAAGAAAGCAAAGAAGAUCCAGGAAAAUGUAUAGCUUCUAAGUGCCAAGAAGUAGAAAUUUCUUUAAAACAGACAAUAUCAGAAAAAGAAGUGGAAUUAGAUCAUGUAAGAAAGGAUUUGGAAGAAAAGGUAGCAGCCGAGGAACAAUUACAGGCUAUGCUCAAACAGGUAAAUCAAACUUUGAAAGAGAAAACCGACCAGAUAGAUCUGCUCCAAGGAGAAAUCCUUGAAAAACAAACAGUUAUCCAGAAGUUAACCAUCAGUAACAAGGAAGCAGGCAAUGGGAGCUCAGUAGCACCUGUAAAAGAAACAGUGGCCAUCAGUCCACCAGGUACAGGUAGUGGAGAACAUUGGCAGCCAGAACUAGAAGAAAAAAUAUCGAGCCUGGAAAAAGAAAAGGAGCAACUUCAAAAGAAGCUUGAGGAAGUGUUGACCUCUCGCAAGGUGAUUCUCAAAAAAGCACAGGAAAAAGAAAAACAUCUUAGGGAGGAACUGAAACAACAGAAAGAUGACUAUAAUCGCUUGCAAGAACAGUUUGAUGUGAAAAGCAAGGAAAAUGAGAAGAUUGGAGACCAAUUAAGAGAAUUUCAGGCUGAAGUAAGAGAAUCUAUAGAUAGAAAAGUUGCAAGCACUGACCAGAAGGAGCCAGGCUUGACCACUCAAGGUUCAGAAGAACCUUUAUUCAAAGCCACCGAGCAGCAACCUGCACAAUCUACUUCAGAGUCUGCCAUAAGCCCAGACUGGCCUCCUCAUCCUGAGGAUGCAAACGCUCAGCAGAUUAAGGCCCAAAUGAAAGAAAUAGAGGCCGAGAAAGAGAAAUUAGAAUUGGAGAUUAGUUCUACAGCAAAUGAGCUAACUAAAAAAUCAGAAGAGGUAUUGCAGUUACGAGAGCAGGUCAGUCAACAGGGCUUAGAAAUCCAGAGACUGAGUACCGCUUCCUAUGAAGCUACAGCCCAUGCAGAAAGCCUGAGAGAGAAAUGGGAGCAUUGUCAACUAGAAAUCGCUGAACUGGAACAUUUAAGAGAAUUACAACCUGCCCUAGAUGAACUGCAAAAUGUCAUAAGCAAAAAAGAGGAGGAGGUUAGAUACCUGUCUGGGCAGCUUAGUGAGAAAGAAGCAGCCCUUAUGAAAGUACAGACAGAGAUAAUGGAACAAGAGGAUUUAAUUAAGGCUCUGCACACACAGCUGGAGAUACAAGGGAAAGAACAUGAUGAAGUGAUAAAGCAGUUACAGUCGGAAAUUUGUGAAGUAAAUCAAAAACUACAUGACAGUGAAACAAGUAAAACAAAGGAACAGAUACAAAGGAAACUACAAGCUGCCCUUAUCUCCAGAAAAGAGGCACUAAAAGCAAACAAAGGUCUCAAAGAGGAGUUGUCUGUGGCCCAAGAAACCAUUGAACAUCUCACAAAGUCUCUGGCUGAUGUGGAAAGCCAAGUUUCUGCUCAAAAUAAAGAAAAAGACACUUUCAUAGUAAAAUUAGCUCAUCUUCAGGAAGAAAGAGACAAACUCAUUACCGAAAUGGACAGAUCCUUGAUGGAAAAUCAGAGUCUCAGUGGCUCUUGUGAAAGUCUGAAGUUCGCUCUCGCGGGUGUAACUGAAGACAAGGAGAACUUACUGAAGGAAAUGGAAUCUCUGAAAUGUUCCAAGAUUGCGGAAAGCGCCGAGUGGCAAGAAAAACACAAGGAGUUACAAAAAGAGUAUGAAAUUCUUCUGCAAUCCUAUGAGAAUGUUAGUAAUGAGGCAGAAAGGAUUCAGCAUGUGGUCGAGACCGUGAGGCAAGAGAAGCAAGAAUUGUACAGCAAGCUGCGGAGCACAGAAACAAACAGAAAAGAGACAGAAAAACAGUUGCAGGAAGCCCAAGAAGAAAUGGAGGAAAUGAAAGAAAAGAUGCGAAAGUUUGCUAAAUCCAAACAACUGAAGAUUCUUGAGUUGGAAGAAGAGAAUGACCAGCUGAGGGCGGAGGUCCACCCCACAGGGGGCCCGUCUGCCGAUUGUGCGGAAGGCCUUCGUGCUUCCAAUGCCAGCAUGAAGGAGGAGUUAGAUAGGAUCAAAACUGAGCAUGAAACCCUUUCUAAAGCGUUUGAAGCUUUAAUGACUGAGAAGGACAUUCUAAGUGAGGAGGUGCGAAAUUUAAAGCAUCAGAUGGAGGAUAAUGUAUCCAAACAAGUUAGUUAUUUAGAGCCCAUGGAGAAACAUGACAACCAAAUCACUGCCACUGAAGAGGCUACACAGCUUGGCCCCGAUGAGGCUAAUGAGCAAGACUACCAGAAUGUGAGCACAAGGCCUGAGAAUUCUGAAUCAAUUCUGUCAGAAAACACUAUCAAGCCUGAGAGAUGUGAGGAUGUCAGCACUCAUGAUGACAGUAACAACUACGUACAGCACACUGAAGAAAGAAUUGCAGAAUUGGAGGAAGAAAGGUGGAAAGAAAAAGAAUUUGUCCAGACUUUAGAAAAAGAGAGAAAUGCUCUCCUCAAUGAACUGUCUGCAAAAGAUGAUGAACUAAAAAUGCUUCAGAAGGAGCUAGCUGAAAUAAACCUGUUAUAUCAGCAAAUCCAAGAAGAACUUACUAGAGUUACCAAGCUAAAGGAGACAGCAGAAGAAGAAAAAGAUGAUUUGGAAGAGAGGCUUAUGAAUCAAUUAGCAGAACUGAAUGGAAGCAUUGGAAAUUAUCAUCAAGAUGUUACAGAUGCACAAAUGAAAAAUGAGCUACUAGAAUCUGAAAUGCAAAACCUUAAAAAGUGUGUGAGUGAACUAGAAGAAGAAAAACAGCAGUUAGUUAAGGAGAAAACUGAGGUUGAAUUAGAAAUGCGAAAGGAAUAUUUAGAAAAAAUACAAGGUGCUCAGAAAGGACCCAGCAAUCAAAGUCAUACAAAGGAACUUCAGGAGCUUUUAAAAGAGAAACAGCAAGAAAUAAAGCAGAUGCAGAAGGACUGUAUCAGGUACCAAGAGAAAAUUAGCGCUCUGGAGGGAACUGUUAAAGCCCUAGAAUUUGUUCAAACUGAAUCCCAAAAAGAAUUGGAGAUAACCAAAGGAAAGCUUGCUCAGGCUAAUGAACACCGCAAACAGGCAGAGACAGAAUUAGCUAGCUUCAAAGUAUUGUUAGAUGACACUCAAAGCGAAGCAGCAAGGGUCCUAGCAGACAAUCUUAAAUUGAAAAAUGAACUUCAGUCAAAUAAAGAGUCAAUAAAAAGCCAAAUGAAACAAAAGGAUGAAGAUCUUGAGCGAAGCCUCAAACAGGCAGAAGAAAAAUACCUGAAAGAGAAGAAGAAUAUGCAAGAACAACUGGAUGCUUUCUAUAGAGAAAAAGCCCAGUUAGAAGAGACUUUUGGAGAGAUUCAGAAUACUUUGAACAAGAAAGACAAAGAAGUUAAACAGCUUCAGGAAAACUUGGAUAGUACUCUGGACCAACUUGCAGCUUUCACUAAGAGCAUGUCUUCCCUCCAGGAUGAUCACGACAGGGUGACAGAUGAAGCCAAAAAAUGGGAGAGGAAGUUCAGUGAUGCAAUUCAAACCAAAGAAGAAGAAAUAAGACUGAAAGAGGAGAACUGCCAUGUUCUAAAGGAUCAGCUUAGGCAGAUGUCCAUCCAUAUAGAAGAGUUGAAGAUUAACAUUUCUAGACUUGAACAUGAUAAACAGAUUUGGGAGUCUAAGGCCCAGACAGAGGUCCAACUUCAACAGAAAGUCUGUGAUACUUUGCAGGGGGAAAACAAAGAACUUUUGUCCCAGUUGGAAGAGACUCGACAACUGUACUACAAUUCGCAGACUGAAUUAGCUAAGUUGGAAUCAGAAUUUAACAUUCUCAGAGACCAGAUGACUAAUCUAAAUGAAUCUUUAGAAAAAUAUAAGGAAAAUAAAGAAAGUUUAGAAGCAAUUAUAAAGCAGCAAGAGUCUGAUAUCCAAAAUUCUAAGAUCAGUUCUGAACAGCUAGAAACUGAUCUUCAGGCCUCCAGACAACUGGCCAGUAAGCUGCAUGAAGAAAUAAAUAUGAAAGAGCAAAAGAUUAUAAACCUGCUUUCUGCCAAGGAACAGGCAAUCCAAGAAGCCAUUGAUGAAGUUCAUCAUCAACAUGAUAAAGAAAUUAAAGAAUUGGAAAAUUUGCUAUCCCAGGAGCGAGACGAGAAUGUUGUCUUAGAAGAGGAGAACAAAACAGCUCCUCACAAAACCAGUCAGCUUAUAGAAAUACUGAAAAACAUCAAGCAGGAAAACAUGCAGCAGAAAGCUCAGUUGAAUUCAUUUGUUAAAUCCAUGUCUUCUCUCCAGGAUGAUCGAGACCGCAUAGUUGGUGACUACCAACAGCUGGAAGAAAGACACCUAUCUAUAAUCCUGGAAAAAGAUAAAUUGAUCCAGGAUGCUGCUACGGAAAAUAAUAAAGUCAAGGAAGAAAUUCGAUGCUUGAAAGGUCAUAUGGAUGACCUCAAUGCUCAAAAUGCCAAGUUAGAUGCAGAACUGAUCCAAUAUAGAGAAGACCUGAACCAAGUGAUUACCAGAAAAGAUUGUCAGCAAAGGCAACUCCUUGAAGCUCAGCUUCAGCAGAAUAAGAAGCUGAAAAGUAUGUGUGCUCAGUUAGAAGAAAAACUGAAGCAAUCUGAGGAAGCAAAGGAGGAUCUGCAGAGGUCUUCAGUUACCUUACAGGAGGAGAAGCAAGCUUUAUCUAAAGAGAUUGAGAGCUUACAAGUAUCUGCAUCCCAACUACAGGCCCAAUUAAAAGUAAAAGAAGAAGAGAUACAAAGGCUAAAUACUGUGCUUUCCUCCUCUCAGAAGAGAAUUGCAGAACUGGAAGAGGAAUUAGUUCAAGUCCAGACAGAAGCUGCCCAGAAGAUAGAGGAAAUGGAAGAUAAACUGAAUAAAGAGUUAAAACAUUUUCAUCAUGAUGCAGGAAUAAUGAGAAAUGAAACUGAAACAGCAGAGGAAAGAGUGGCAGAGCUCGCAAGAGAUCUGGUAGAGAUGGAACAGAAACUACUCACAGUCACCAAAGAAAAUGAAGAUCUUAAAGCACAAAUCCUGUCUUUUGGAAAGUCCAUGAAUUCUCUUCAAAAUAGUAGAGAUAAUGCCAAUGAGAAGCUAGAUGAAAUGCAGAGAAAACAUGAUGCCAAUCUGAAGGAAUUGGCACAGAUGAGAGAAGAACAGGGUCUCAUAAACAGAGAACGAGAAUCUCUUGUAUCUAAGGCUGCUUUUCCCACACACUCUACUGAAUGUAACUGCUUUUCUCAACUUGAGAAACUUAACCUACAGCUUUCAUCCAAAGAUGAGAAACUGCUUCACUUAUCGUCAAAACUAGAAGAUUCUUAUAACAAAAUGCAAUCCUUUUCCAAGACAAUGGCCAGUCUACAGAAGGAAAGAGAUCACCUGUUAAAUGAACUGGAGAAAUUCCACAAAUCAGUGGAAGGGAAGAAGAGAUCUGCAGUCCAGCCUGCAUCCAGCCAGGCUGAAGUAAAAAGCUUGAAGAAAGCUAUGUCAUCACUCCAAAAUGACAGAGACCGACUACUGAAAGAAUUAAAGAAUCUGCAGCAGCAGUACUUACUGAUUAACCAAGAGAUCACUGAAUUACGUCCACUGAAAGCUCAACUUCAGGAAUAUCAAGAUAAAACAAAAUCAUUUCAGAUUAUGCAAGAAGAGCUCAGACAAGAAAACCUCUCUUGGAAACAUGAGCUGCAUCAGCUCAGGAUGGAGAAAAAUGCCUGGGAAGUUCAUGAGAGGAGAAUUAAGGACCAGUACCUUAUGGCUCUUUCAGAAAAAGAGCGGCAGCUUUGUCACCUGCAAAACCUGCUGAGGGAAUGGAGACCUCCUUCCUCCCAGACUGAGACUCUCAACGAGCAAUACCAAACACAGGCUUCUUCAGAAACAACUUCUGUAGAUGGGUCACAAGAUCUCGUUUGUGAGACUGAAGUUCUUAGAAAUCAACUCAAUGAUGCUUUAAAGGAAAUUCACCAAAAGGAUUUAAGAAUUCAGCAGCUAAACAACAAGUUUUCUCAGCUAUUAGAAGAGAAAAAUACUCUUUCUGUUCAGCUUGGUGAUACCAGUCAGAGUCUUCGUGAGAACCAACAGCACUACAGUAACCUUUCUAAUCACUGUGCAGCUUUGGAGAGGCGUGUUCAAGAGCUGCAAGUGGCAUCCCAGACUACAGAUGAUACUCACAGGAAAAAUAAUAAUGGAGAUCUGAAGGAACCACAGCUCAGUGUUUCUGAAGCUCACCAUCAAUUGAGCAACAUUCAACAAGAGGUAAACGAAUUGAGGAAGCAGAUGGAAGAAGAACAAGACCGAAGAUUGGCUGCUGAGUCUGCCCUGUCCGCAGCGGAGGAGCAGAUCCAGCGGUUGAAGCCCAGCGAAUGGGACUCUGCCCGGACUCCUCUCAUUGGCUCCUGCGGCUUCCAGGAGCAGACAGUGCUAAUAGAUACUCCAGAGAGCAGUUAUCGAAGGUUCCGGAAUGGAGCAGGAUGGAAACGGAUCCUGCGUUCUUUCUGUUAUUCCCGGGCCCGAGUGCCACUCCUGGCAACCAUCUACUUUGUGUUGAUUCAUGUACUGCUCUUCCUGAGUUUCACAGGCCAUCUAUAACCCUAGUUCUUACCCUUUGCACCCUUACCCUGAAAACCUCCACUACCCUCAAAACCUGGCAUUCUCAUAACACCAAGUCUUCUCAUUUACAGGUGAUCUCUCCUAAUGUCCACAGAAAGUGCCUAGAAAAAACAGAGGCCAGUAUAUGAGCACAGGUUAGAGCCACACGGAUCAGCAAAUGUGCUUCUUCUACUAUGUAGGGCCUGACACCUCCUGCAUAGUCUGAAGUGGCCCCACAGUUGGGCUGUUGAGCCCAAUAUUUGUUAAGGUUUUUCACUGCCCUGACCACUUGCAACUCCUGAAAGAUACUAAAGAAUAUCUGUCAGUCAGGAGGAUGAUUCCAAGAAACCUAACAACCUGAAGUUCAUUUUUGAGUGAUACUUUUUAGAUUGACUUGUUCAUCUUAAAUAUUUUCUCCUGCUACAGGGAAAGGUAGUCCUGUCAUAAAGUUCUGGGAAACAUCAUUUCAUAGGAUAUCUGAUUAGGUCUCUUCCAGAAUAGGGUGGACCUAAUGAACUCCUUUCCUAGAUGUUCAGACGUAAUUAGAAGGAGAUUUGUAUUCAUGGACUUUAAAGAUAACAUCCAUUGCUUAUGUCCUUGAUCCCGUGUAUACUAAGGCAUAGUAAGUCACCAUACUUUUCCUUUCACUGAAAGGCAGGAAGAAUGGUUAUAAACAAGGAGUUUGAGGUUCUUAUUCUCAUUUCACCUGGCUAUACCACAAAUGUGAACAUUGACUCUCAGCCGGGGAGAUCUCACUGGUCAAGGCGGCCACCUCUAACCUCUACACACUAAAAGCAUCUUUGCUGUUGGUGACCAAUAUUAUUCCAGUGUCUCGGCCUCACAGUCGUCUGUCCUCUGUGGUAACAGAGCUGAGGAAAAUGGGAGGAGAUUAUAGAGAAGAUGAAAAUAUUCAAAUCUAGACUUGAGAACAACCACCAGGACUGACUUCCAUUUGUGCCUAUUCGUUCUCCCCUCCCCUUUCCCCUGCUUCCCCUGCUUCCCCUGCUGGUUAUUUUCUCUUUAUGCCCAUGAUGUGUCCCGGCCUGCUGUUAGCACCCAAAGAAAACAGAAAACUGGGGAUUGACUGAAUCUAUGCUAAUCCUUUGUGAUGACCAAAUCUUGGUCACAGCAACCCCAGGAACUUUCCUGAACAGUUGUAAAGAAUAAAAUUAUUUUCAGAAUGAAAAAAUAUCUCA